Messenger RNA from Heterobilharzia americana, 2780 nucleotides. NCBI's taxonomy places the organism in Eukaryota, Metazoa, Platyhelminthes, Trematoda, Strigeidida, Schistosomatidae. The record is from the annotation of a GenBank genome assembly.
GAGACUUCUAGUUUAGUACUUCUCAACGUAAGAUUCUUUUAAGUGAAAAGUUCUUGUAUUCGGUCACUAACCAUUAGCGAACCUGAGAAGCACUAUUGAGCAAUGAAAACGAAAAGCGCAGUUUUCGGAUCAAGUGUAAACCUUCUUUUUCUACAUGUGAAAACAGUCUACUUAAUUUUUAUUCAAACACUUUGAAACUGCAUGUGUCAGAGAAUGUUAAAAAACAGUUUCGGGUCAUUUCGCUUCACAUAAGAUAUUUGUACAUGUCCAAUACACACUGGACGUACUUAAAUAACAUAUGAUUUCUUUCCAACAAGUCUUUGCUAGAUAAUUUUGGAGGAAUUUAAUCUUCACUUGGUUUCUUUUGUGUCUUCAAAUACUUGGAUUUAAUCUGUUUAUUCGUGAUGCUUGUCCAGAAUGACAGUUUAAAGUAUGACAACAAGGAUGGUGAAAGUCAGCCCAUUCAGGCUUCAGUUGAAAUUAAGCACUACCCGAAGGAAAGAUCUGCGCGAAGUACUAGACAUCCCAAUAUUUUCCGAAGUAGUGAACGUCCUCGACAAAAAUCUUUGAACACAAUGCUUUGUGGAUGUUUAGUUACCGGCACGGAAUGUACCAGUAACGUGGAACACCCUCCAAUUGAUAACAACCGUCGGCUUCUUCCUACUAGUGCAAUCCAGUCGAUGGAAUCUCUGAGUAUAUCCAGGAAGAUGGGCUCAAACUUCUCUGUUCAGCUACCUGAAGCACCAGAUAACUCUAUUGUCAAACUGCAACCAGUAGUCAAUUUACCUUCUUGCGCUCUUAUAACAGAUGCAUUGCUUUCACAGACAAAGCGGUCAAGCACGGUCAAAGAGACCACAUCUUCUAAUGGACUAAAGCAUCAUGGCUGGCGCAGUUUUAGAUUCAGUCGUAAGAAAGAAAGAACUGUUGCCAAAACGAAGCACUGUGAUUCAGCACAUAGGACUACCGUUACUCGAUCUCAAAAAAGUGACACUUACUCUGAAACAGAACAAAAAUCUGACACUGACCAGUCUGUCGUGUUUUCACCAUUGCCAAGUCAAGCUUUACCGGAGACCAUUAGCGCUGAAGGUCAUCAAACAGCUUUACUUGGACCACAAAGUGAAGCGGAUAAAAGUAAAAAGUGUUUUGUUAUUGAUUUGGACGAAACUCUUGUGCAUAGUUCCUUCAAGGUGAUAGAACACGCGGAUUUUAAGGUUGGAGUUGAAAUUGAUGGAGUUACACAUCGUGUAUAUGUCCUCAAACGACCACAUGUUGAUCUUUUCUUAUCAACAAUGGCCAAUCUCUAUGAAUGUGUACUAUUUACGGCUAGUUUAGCUAAAUACGCCGAUCCAGUUGCAGAUUUUAUUGACAAAUGGCAGGCUUUUCGAUACCGGUUGUUUAGAGAAUCCUGUGUAUAUCAUCGUGGUAAUUAUGUAAAGGAUCUCAGUCAUCUAGGUAGGCCAAUUAAUCAAGUUGUUAUUUUGGAUAAUUCUCCAGCAUCGUACAUGUUUCAUGCAAGUCAUGCAGUACAGAUCUCAUCAUGGUUUGAUGAUGUAAAUGAUCGCGUUUUAUUGGAUCUUAUCCCUUAUUUUGAAAAGCUUGCAACCCAGCCCAACGUUGUUGACUUUUUAAAAAACAACGUUCCUCCUACACCUUAUGCUGCAAUUGGUACAGUUGGGCUACCUCCUGGAUUUUUCCCUCACACAACACUUCCCGCCGGUACCAGUAUCGGUAGUGGUAAAUCUAUUGAUGGGAGUUCAAUAAUUUCGAAUAUAAAGCGUCCAACUGUUGCCUCUCCAUUUCCUGUAUCAGCUGUAUCGAAUCGUUCUCCAACUGAAAAAGAAACACCUACUACUUCUACUGUUCCAACAUCUUUGGAGUCCAAAACACAACAUGUAAUUAGUUCUGAUGAAGUACCGUUAAUCGCUAAACUUGGACCAGCUAGUAGUGGUCCUUCCUUAAUACCUGUAACAAAAAAACAAGAUGUCUCUGUCUUUCCCGUACCUUUGUCUUUAGCAACCUACUCUCCUGUCAGUUCGCCAUCAUUGAAUGUACUAGCCUGUACAAAAGUACAUCCUAGCGAUUCCGUUCAAACACAUGUCUCCGUAUCGUCUACGAAUGUGUCUAAUUCUUGCGAAAAUACGCAACUUCAAGUAUCUGAAGCCUCAGACAUUUCACCUGUGUCUUCAACAAGUCAACCGUAUUACAUUCCUUCUGUAGACUCAUCUGAACAGAAUUCGCUGGUUGGACAGAUCUCAUCAAGUUCAUAUCACCAGAAAAAACAAUCUCAUUCUAACAAACGAUUUGCCACUGUUCCAAAUCGUUUCAAAUCCAGUCCUAAUACUUCUUCAGUUGAUGGAAAUCAUCGAGCAUCAUCGGAAAAAACGAUGAAAACCAUUGGACCGCUUGGCAAUAGUUUAUCUCUUUCCCCUGUCCCAUCCACCUCGAGUGUAACCUCUGAUUGUACCUCAACAAUAAGUUAUUCUGUUAAGUAAGGCCUUUUGCUCGCUAAAACGAUAAUCCUCAACCAUUGUGCCAAAAAAUCUGUGUAUUAUUUCAUUUUGUUUAAGAUACAAAUAGGCGCCUAAUUAAUUUAUCAAGUGAUAUUGUCUCACCUUGUAGGUGUUUUCGCUCAGGCAUUUAACGGUGAUGAUGAUGGCCAGUAAUCAUUACACUCUCUUUGUAUGUAUGUACACUUCGAAUUGAUGUUAGCUGUAAUUGUUAAGGUACAAAGAAAUCUCUAAAAAUUAUUAUGCCUGCUCAAAUAAAUAGUAUGUUCCUUC